GACUUGAUUCGACCAAAUACAUUUAGGCUACUAUAGCCUACGUAAUCGAAAGUGUUAGGAGUUUAACCCCCUCUCACUUUGUGCCUUCUGAAAACCAACAUUUAACAGAAUGGAAGCAUACAUACGAUUUUCGCGCAGUAUGGCCAUGUUGGAGACCACUUGGCUGUUAUGAAGCUGUAAAAGGUUUCCGUAUUGCUUUAUUUGUUUUCCGUCUUCUGCGUUUCAAUGACCAAGCUAGUUGAUGGUGGUGCGCAAUUCUCCGCGCUUGGUGUCGGGGGCUUUGGAAUACCAAGACAACAUGAACCGGGGGACAACGACCUUCGGUUAGGGAUCAGCCCGUAUGGAGAGACCUCUCACUUCACAGCCUUCAAUCUCAUUGCCGCGUGUCAAGACAUUGCCCCCGCACAGAAGUCCCAGUUUAUUCCCCAAGUCUCUGGAUACGCAGCUGCGCUAGGAAGCCACUACGGAGGCCACAUCGGCUCACAUGGAUACAGAGCUAUCGAUUCCAGGAAUUUUACGUUUACCUAUCGCACUCCAGACAUAGUCGAUUCCGCAGCAAGAGAUACUCGGCACGGAUUUUUCAGCCGCACCGCAACAGGAAGUGUGCGAAUUCCCCCAAGGAUCUCUGAAAACCGAGCGCACACUCUAUUUUCGUCUAUAGGUGAACAGAGCGCAUCCCCAAAUGGAUACAUGGCGAAUAGCAGGGCGCAUUUGGGUACACAGGGAGACAUAUACGUGGGAGCAGAUCCGCAUCAACCUGUCUCGGGCCCGCACCCGCAUUUCAGUGAUACCCAGCGACACUUUGAUCACAAUGUGGACAUGGGCAUGAGAGUGACUACACAGACUGGUCACGGUGCUUUCUUUCGAUACAUGCGACAGCACUCUCAGCAGGAUGUCACUUGUAAAUGGAUAGAUGCGAAUCAGACGAAUCAACUCCAAAAAACGUGCGGCAAGAUGUUUUGCUGUAUGUCCGAGCUGGUUACGCACCUCUCCAUGGAUCACGUCGGCGGUCCAGACCAGAGUCUGCAUACUUGCUUUUGGGAGGAUUGUCCGAGAGAAGGCAAAUCUUUUAAAGCGAAGUAUAAAUUAGUCAACCACAUGCGUGUACACACUGGAGAAAAGCCAUUCAAUUGUCCCUUUCAUGGCUGUGGGAAAAUGUUUGCCAGGUCGGAAAAUUUGAAAAUACAUAAAAGGAUUCAUACGGGUGAGAAACCCUUCAAAUGCGAAUUCGAAGGCUGCGACAGGCGGUUCGCAAAUAGCAGCGACAGAAAAAAACACAUGCACGUUCAUACCUCAGACAAGCCAUACAUCUGCAAGCUGUGCGACAAAGCCUACACUCAUCCCAGCUCUCUGAGGAAACACUCGAAGGUUCACAAAUCUCAACCCUCGGAGAACUCCCCAACGGGAACUUCUGGAUAUGAGUCGUCCACGCCACCAGCUCCGUGUAGACCUACAUCCUCAACCAUCGAAGACUCGACAAAAACGUCCAUGCUGCUGGUCAAACGUCAUAAGUCAAUAUUCAAAGAGGAUCUCUCAACCAAUUUGGUUGAAUGGUACGUUUGAAAGGUUUAACUGUCCAAGUGUAAACACUAAAACGUCAAUAGAAUUAGGAACACAGGCCUAUAGGCCUACGUUUGCCAAGUUUUCAACAAAGUUACAGAAAACACAGGGUAUAGGCCUAUGCAUUGCCUUAGUGUUAUGCUUUAAAGGCGCCAUCAUAAAAUUGAGUCAUUUUGGAGUCAUUUUUAUUCUGUGUCCUCCCUCCCAAAUGUUUGGAAAAGUCUUAUCCUUGGAAUAGACUACACAUUGACUGUAUAACAGAUGAAAAUGUGACCCACACAAAGCCUUUAAAUUAAUAGACAGGCCUCUAUAUAAGCCUAUGGGCUACUGAUAAAUAGACAAAUAAAUGAAUACACGAUGAAAGACAAAAAUAUACGAAAUGAAUAAGCAAAAGCCAAAUAGGCCUAUAGAAACCAAGUGUAUGAAAAAGAAAUAAGGAAUGCACAUGACCGAGGAAAUGUAUGAAUAAAUAGAGUUGAAGAACAGUCUAGUCUAAUUUGCAUGUUAAUAGGCUAGCGCUAGCCUAUUUUAGCUCUUUUGUCAGAAUCCGUUUUAAGACAGAAAAAGAUAGGUCUACUGUGGUCGACAUUCCAUGUCGCCUUUAGAAAAGAACAUAAAAAUGAAUGGCUUUAUUUCUCUAUCUUGAAAUAUACAGUUUAUAAUAUCAUUUAUUUAAUUGUAUUUUUGUUGGAACGUAUUAUAAUGUUGGUGUAUACAUUUACGGAUAUAAAUAAAUCAAAUACAAAUUAUAUUUCUAUCACAUUCAUAAGAGGCAGGCAACUUCAGUCAAAGCUUUAAUAAGAAAUAUGUUUAUGAGAAUUUUAUACGAUGUUGAGUCUAAUAACUUAGAUAAGAUAACAUCCAUUUGUAUAGAUGUUUAGGCGUUUAUUUUUUAGAUGUUGGAGGGGUAGCCUACCUUUUGCUAAAAGAUUCCCAUGAUCCAUUAUUUGAGGACAAUGCUAAAAUUGACAACCCAUUACUGCCCACAAGACACAAAAUAAUCUGAAAGUAUUCAGUUGAACAUCAAGGGAAAGAUUUUAAACAAGCAAUUUAAAUACAUCUGGUAUAGGCCUAGUAUGUUGUUCAGCUCGUCAAACUAGCAUCAGAUUCAGACUCAGGUAGGCAUCUGUUGUUUCCCCCGCUGGAAUUCAAAAAUGAAAUGAAAGCUAAAUGUAAACUACCAUAGAACAAGGCAAAAGUUUAAUAAAUAUCAGGAAGAAUAAAAUAAAUUACAUAAAUCUGACCUUUUAAAAAAAAAAAAUGGUGGCCUUUAAUUUAUGGCUCGUUGAUUUGUUGGAAAGGAUCCCAUCCGUGCGGUCUAUCCCAAAUGGCCAAUAAAUUGUUUCUACUUUAAUUUAGCGUUCCCUAUUAUUUAUCAUGAUGCUGUACAUUGUGUAGAUCCGUACACUAAUCUGCUCUCAAUGUAGCCUAUGAGAUAUCAUCUGCUUAGAAAAUGAAGAAAUUGUGUUGAAAUGCCUGGAUAUCCUUCAUCAGAUUAUUACAAUGAAUGCACUUUUGACGAUGAGCACGGGAGCAGAGAGAACCCAUAUUUAAAUCAAUGCACUGCACCGUUCAUGUAUUAUCUAUUGCAAGUGUUUCUUUUACUGUUGGCCUUGAACGGGCACACAACACUUACUCACCUCCUCAGCCUACCCUUCAUCUCUAUUCGUCUAGAUCUGCUGGCUUAGCUCGCACUACGUUCUAAGAGGAUCAACCGAUAUAAGCAGUUUCCAACGGCCCUUUGUCACGCAAGUGUCUGUGUCAUCGUUGAGGGGGUCUAGUCGUGCUGAUUUCUAAAGGAUAGCCUGGCUGUGCCAAUGUCAACAGACUUCCUGUCGGUUUUGGGGGACAACUUCACAAGUAUCAAAUGUAUACUCAGUAAUAUCACCGCAAUUUCACAAGCGAUUGAGUAAUCAUGCUUCCCACAUAUUUGAUUUCAAUUUAUUUAUUUUUUCAAAAUUCCCCCAUAUCUUCAUCUUCCCUGUUCUCCUGCUUCCUCUUCACCACAAUCAUCCUCAUUGCCCUCCACGGCACUGUUCUGAGGAAACUCCUGUCAUAGGAGAGGAGCAGUCAGCCAUGGUGGUGGUGGUGGUGGUGGUGGUGAAGGUUGUGGUGACAGGCUCGAGCCUGCAGUAAUUGCACCCCUGCUGAGGUGCUGGCCUGUCUUGGAUCAGGGCCCAGCAGGAGGGGGGCCCCUGACCCUGCAACCAUGGAAACAGCCAGGGGAGGAGGAGGAGGCGAGGGGCCUAACCAGUCACAGACUAAGACUGGCUCUUCUCUCAUACUCACUCAACUGAACAAAAAUGAAUCUUCCACCUCUUUGGAACAUUUGGGAGAGGAGAAACCGAUGAGCAAAUAUGAAAUUCCAUCUACAGUUGAGGCUGAAGAGGAGGGAAGGGAAGUUGAAGAGACCUAGCAUUCACAAAACCGUUUAUAGUCAACUAUUAUUUGAUUAUCUGAAGAAAGAGAAAAAUAAACUAUUUGUAAAACA
Messenger RNA from Salmo salar (Atlantic salmon), 4051 nucleotides. Its product is annotated as zinc finger protein ZIC 3. The record is from RefSeq and is a predicted model, not a curated record. Gene Ontology annotation, biological process: regulation of transcription by RNA polymerase II. Lineage: Eukaryota; Metazoa; Chordata; Actinopteri; Salmoniformes; Salmonidae. Gene Ontology annotation, molecular function: DNA-binding transcription factor activity, RNA polymerase II-specific; RNA polymerase II cis-regulatory region sequence-specific DNA binding. Gene Ontology annotation, cellular component: nucleus.